AUGGCCAUUUCAGAUGGAGCGGUUGAAAUACCAGCGUUGGGCCGCCCAUUUCAGCUUGGGAUGCUGUAUGACUGCCGCAAAGAUGCCCUCAUCCCAGGUAAAGCCGAUGGGGAGAUCACUUUGGUUGCCAUGUCUGGGAUGGAACAUGGCACUCAAAAUGAAACACACUUACACAAAGACUCCAAGGGAGAUGACUUCAGCUUCUUCCAGAAUAGGGAAGAAUUAUUGGUUAUAUGAUGCAGGGCUGGGUUAGUGAGCCCUUUGUCAACAAGGUAUCAUUACUGAUGGACUCUGUUAGAAGCAAGAAAGCUUCCUCCAGAAAAUGGAACUCAUAUCCAAUAUAGAAGAAAAAGGGAUAGAAACUUUGACAAAGGAAUGCAAGCAAAAAUUAAGAGAUGCUUAAAAAGAAUUGGGGGAGUACCAUAUUUUUCUCUAUAAGACGCAUCAGACCACAAGACGCGCCUAGUUUUUGGAGGAGGAAAACAAGAAAAAAAAUAUUCUGAAUCUCAGAAGCCAGAACAGCAAGAGGGAUCGCUGCGCAGUGAAAGCAGCAAUCCCUCUUGCUGUUCUAGUUUAUGUGAUAGCUGUGCAGCCUGCAUUCACUCCAUAAGAUGCACACACAUUUCCCCUUACUUUUUAGGAGGGAAAAAGUCUUAUAGAGCAAAAAAUACGGUACAUUAUGAAAAACAUUAAAACCAGCAACAGGAAGUUCUUUAAAUACCUUUGUAGCAGGAGACCAUCUAUGGAGGAGGUUGGACACUUUGAUGACAAGGGAGUCAAAGGACUGCUAAUGGAGUAUAAGGAGAUUGAGGAGAAGCUGAAUGAAUUAUUUGCAUCUGUCUUCAUGACAGAAGACUGAGGGCCGAUCCCAGUGCCUGAACUAACGUACUCAGGAAGAGAGUUUGAGAGGAAAUGAGACAGGUUGUGGUGACAAAUCAGGUCAGGAUAGCAUCCACUUGAGUUCUUAAAGCACUUAAUUGUGAUAUUCUUUGAGAAUAUCAGAAAGCAUAUAGAUUCCUGUGGCACAUAAUUCACAAAUGCUGCUCACCAAGAGGACAUUCUUGGGGGCUUUAGCAAAUCAGCAUGGGACACAGAAAAUGAGUUUCCUAUGCUGAAGAGAAACAAAAAAUAAAAUAAAAACUGUGACAGUUGAAGGUGUCCACAGGGAAGCACAAUCAUCUACAGGGUUCACAUGCCUCCUACUAUCAUCUCUAGUAAAACAAUUUUUAAGUCUUUGCACAAUGCUUUAGAAAAGGUGCAAAGCUGUUUGACUUGGGGUGAAACUGAGACCAAAGAAUUAGUGUACUCACCAUGGACAAUGGUGGCUUUAUUCUACCACAAUUAAUACCUGUUGUUUCCCCAUACAUCCUAAGCAUUUCAGGCAGCAGUGCUGCCCAUUUAUCUGAACAUAACUAAAGCCUUGUGUGUUUGUUUUUCUGCUUCAUUCAAGGGGUCACCCUUUGGGACCCGGACUCACUUCGGAAGGACUUGAGUAUCCAAAGGCAGCCCAAGACUGAAAUUGAGAUCAUUGCUUCUGAUUCUAUUGAAGAUAAGACCUCUGCCCUCAAUGCCUCAGCAUCACUCAGAGUCAGUUUUCUGGGGGGGCUGGUUGAAGUGCAAGGAUCAGGCAAAUUCCUUGAAGACACCAAAAAGUUUGGGCAACAGACCAGAGUCACUCUGCAGUACAAAGCUACCACGAAAUAUGCUCAACUGACGAUGAGCCAUUUGGGAAUCAAAACAUCUCUUACCCAUCUGUAUUUGAGCAUGGCAUGGCUACCCACGUUGUCACUGCCAUCUUCUAUGGCGCCCAGGCUUUUUUUGUAUUUGACCGAGAAGUCUCUUCUUCUGAGUCUGUAAAAGAGAUAGAAGCAGAACUCCGAGGUGCAAUCCAGCUCUUUAUAGUCUCUGCUGAAGGGAAACUGGCCUUCAAAACAACAGAGAGGGAGAGGAACUACACUCAGAAGUUCCGCUGCAAAUUCCAUGGAGAUUUUGUUCUGGAGAGGAAUCCAGUGACUUUCCAAGAUGCCAUGCAAACAUACGCCAUCCUUCCUGCAAUGCUGGGGAAGGACGGGGAGAGGGCUGUGCCUGUAACAGUUUGGCUGUACCCACUGACCAAGCUGGAUUCCCAAGCAGCUAAGAUGGUGCGUGAGAUCAGCUUGGCCCUGGUCUUUGAUAGUCAAGCCAUCAUGGAGCAACUGAAUGAAAUCAGGAUGAGAUGCAAUGACUUGACAAACACCCGCAUUGCGAACAUCUUCCCAGAAAUAAAGAUGAAAAUCAAGAGAUUCAAGGAUUUGUGCAAGCAGCACAGGCAGACUUUCCAGAAACACCUGGCAGGAAUCCUGCCUUCUAUCAGAGGAGGGGGUAAAAUGGAACAAGCACUGGUGGAGAUCUUCAUUUCCAUUAACCAGUCUCCCUUCAACAGCCAAAGACUCAACGAGUUUCUGGAUGCCAAGGAACGAGAGAUUAAUUUGGUGAACUCUUACCUUAAUAUUCUACAUGGGAUGGAAGUCAUCUCCUCCAAGAACAAACUGGAAGAAAUAGUGCUAAGCCCUGCAAAUGAGUUUGUUCUCACAUUUACCUUCAGUUCUUUACAUGACGAGGAACCAUUUUUAACCAGCUUACAACAAUGGCUUCAGAAGCCAGCAAGAGGACAGACAGAGCAUUGGAAAGCCUGGUUUGAGCAAAGAGAGAGAACCCGAAAAGCUCGAAAAACUGCCAAAUCUCUUAUGGAUUUUGCCCAAGUCAAUGAAUCCAAUGGGAAGAUCCGGUUCCUUGUGGCUUCUGUCCUGGAUCAGGACAAUCCAGGAGCUUCCAUUUACCUCUAUGAAGAUGGGGAGAUGGUCAACAGCAACUUUGAGCUGCCCUCAAAACCUCUCCCUCCCUUGGUUGGCCGAAUUGGACAUGACCAUGUGCAGCUGACAUUUCAACCUGCGGAGUAUGGGAGGGCUUCAAUCUCCAGCUAUCAAGUAGAGUACAAGACUGCAGGAGAAGGAAACUGGGAGAUUGUGAGUACAGACAACAGUCAGGAGACAUUCCACGUGAAAGGGUUGAGGCCAGACUCAGAAUACCAGUUUCGAUACACUGCUAGGAGCAAACCAGGACUUAGUGAGACUAGUGAUUUGAGUAGAUCUGUACAGACACUUCCUACCAGCCCUCCUGGGAAACCGAGAGAGAGAACUGUAGAGUCUUCCAAAAUCAGUCUUGUCUGGGAGAGCCCAAAGGUCAUUGGAGCUGAUAUAAAGGAGUACAAAGUGGAGUACAGGGGGCUGGUGGGCGAUAAGGACAAAUGGAAUGAAAAAAGAACAGGGGCAAGAACAGAGUCCUGUCAGCUGGAUGGGCUGAAGCCUCACAGAACCUACAGACUCAGAGUCUCCGCUGUAUGUUUUGAUGGGGCUGAGAGUGAGCCCAGCGAAGAGACUGAGAUUUCCACAGCAAUGGAACAAGAAGAAGACGGGGCAAAUAUACUAGCUCGAAAAUACCUCCAGGAAAGCACCCUGGUGGAUGAUGGGCAACCAUCCGUGUAUGUACUUCCCCUGGAGGCCACCUCAGAUAGAUCGGCCCCCAUCCAAACAUACCAGCUAGGGAAAGAGAACAUGCAGGUCCCCAACAAAGUAAUCGUGAUGAUGGGGGCAACAGGGUCAGGGAAAACCACUCUCGUCAAUGCCAUGAUCAAUCAUAUCCUGGGUGUGCAAUGGGAAGAUGAUUUCCGAUUCAAACUCAUUCAGGCUGAAAGUCAGUCCUCAGAAGUGACCGCCUACGUAGUGCACCACCAGAAGGGUUUGGAAGUCCCUUAUUCUCUCACUUUCAUUGACACUCCAGGAUUUGGAGACAUGGAAGGUAGGAAGAAGUACAAACAGAUAACAAAGCAGAUCCGGGAGUUUUUCUCCACCCCAGGAGGAACGGAUCAUGUCGAUGUCAUCUGUAUUGUACUUCAGGCCUCCAGUGCUGCCUUAACUCGUGCCCAGAAAUACGUCUUUGACUCUGUGCUCUCCAUUUUUGGGACAGAUAUAAGGAACAACAUCCAGAUCCUGAUCACCUUUGCAGAUGGACAUUCUCUUCCUGUUUUGGAAGCCAUGAAGAAGGAGGAUGUGCCAUGCAUUAAAGAUUCCAGUGGUAGCCCAGUUCACUUCAAAUUCAACAAUUCAGCUCUGUUUGCCAACAAUUCUGAAGAGAAUGAAGGGAACCUAAAUCCUAAUGACAAGUUCUGGAAAAUGAGCACUGCAAGCAUGAAGACAUUUUUUGACACGUUAAGCUUACUUGACAGUGAAAGCUUAACUCUGUCGAAGGAAGUGCUCAGGGAACGGAAGGAGCUAGAAGCCAUCACGGAAGGAUUGCAGCCCCAAAUCAGAGCUGCCCUUGGAAAGCUGGAAGAGUUGAGGAAGACGAGGCAAGCUCUGGAUGAACACAAGUCUGAGAUGGCAGCCAACAUAAACUUUGAGUUUGAAGUAGAAAAAUCUGUGCCACGGAAGGAAGACAUCUCUGCCGCUGGAAGAUUCACAACCAACUGCAUGAACUGUCACUACACCUGCCAUUAUCCUUGCCCGAUCCGGAGAGAUGAGGGCAAGCGCCGUUGUGUAGCUAUCAAUGCAAAUACGGGAAAAUGCAAUGUCUGCCCCGGCCGCUGCGUGUGGAACAUGCACUUCAAUCAGAAAUACCUGUUUGAAUAUAAAGUAACAAAAGAGAUUAAGUCCUAUGGUGAGUUGAAGCAAAAGUAUGAAGACGCCUCUGGAGAGGCGAUGACCCCAGAGAAGGUGCUUGGAAAUCUCAACCAGGAAUACAAAGAGGCUAAGCAAGCCUUAGAAGACCUCAUCCAGAAAUCAUCUCAAAGCCUCCAGCGCUUGCAUCAAAUUGGGUUGAAGCCCAACCCGCUCUCCACUCAAGAAUACAUUGACCUGCUCAUCAUUUCAGAAGAGCAGGAUCUGGAGCCCGGAUGCCAGGAGAGAAUCCAGUUGCUGAAGGAAGUGAGGGAAUCGGCUGAGCUAAGAGAAAACAUUGCAAGCAAGGAGCCUCUGCUGCUGGAGGAGGAGGAUCUGUACAAAGACAGUGAAAUGGAAAGGCAUUCUGCCCUGAAGGCCAGAUUUAGGAAGUUUGUUUGCUUUUGA
Molecule: messenger RNA, 5102 nt
Organism: Podarcis lilfordi (Lilford's wall lizard)
Lineage: Eukaryota; Metazoa; Chordata; Lepidosauria; Squamata; Lacertidae
Source: the annotation of a GenBank genome assembly